CCAGGAAACCGCGCGCUCGCCGCUCAGCGCUCCCGCGACCCGACGCGCCCCGGACAACCCGCCGACUUAGCCGGACCACCCGGCGGGCCCCAGCGGCCGCCCCGGGGAGAUCGGCCCCGGGUCCGAGCCUCGAACAUCUCCGACGGACGGGGCGGGCGGCUCGGAUAGCAGCCCGGGAGGCCAUGGGGACCCAGGGCCGGCCAGCGGUCGCGGGCCAGCGGGAGGCCCGCGUCUGAGGAUCCGGCGGCGGGGGCGGCAGGGGCCAUGACCUCGGUGUGGAAGCGCCUGCAGCGCGUGGGCAAGCGGGCCGCCAAGUUCCAGUUUGUGGCCUGUUACCACGAGCUGGUGGUGGAGUGCACCAAGAAAUGGCAACCGGAUAAGCUGGUGGUGGUAUGGACCCGGCGGAACAGACGCAUCUGCUCCAAGGCCCACAGCUGGCAGCCAGGCAUCCAGAACCCAUACCGGGGCACCGUGGUGUGGAUGGUGCCGGAGAACGUGGACAUCUCUGUGACCCUAUACAGGGACCCUCAUGUGGACCAGUAUGAAGCCAAAGAGUGGACGUUUAUUAUUGAGAAUGAGUCCAAGGGGCAGCGGAAGGUGCUGGCCACCGUGGACGUGGACCUGGCCCACCAUGCGGGGCCCGUGCCUGUCCCGGUCCCCCUGCGGCUGCGGCUGAAGCCUAAGUCGGUGAAGGUGGUGCACGCGGAGCUGAGCCUCACUCUGUCGGGGGUACUGCUUCGCGAGGGCCGUGCCACGGACGAUGACAUGCAGAGUCUUGCGAGCCUCAUGAGCGUGAAGCCUAGUGAUGUGGGCAACCUGGACGACUUUGCUGAGAGUGACGAGGAGGAGGCUAAUGGUCCAGGCGCCCCCGAGGCACGGGCCCGUGUCCCCCAGCCAGAUCCCUCUCGGGAGCUGAAGACACUUUGUGAGGAGGAGGAGGAGGGCCGGGCACAGCCCAAGCAGGCAGCUGCCAACCCUUCUAGUGCGGAGGAUCCUGGCCUGGCCCCUGUGAGUGCCCCUGCGCCCCCAGCCAGGGCCUCCCGGACCCAGGGGUCAGAAGCAGCUACUGUGGCAGGGGGCCAGGUGGGCCUCAAGGCCCCAAGGCCCCCGGGAACCCCACCAGAGCAGAGGUCUUCAAGACAGCCAGGCCAGGAGGUGGCCCCCACCCCAGCCCCUCGGCUCCGGAAAGGCUCUGAUGCCCCCUGGCCCCCAGUCCCCCAAGGGGAAGAUGAGGUUCCCAAAGGCUCAGGGGAUCCCCCAGCAGGAGUGGGUUCUUCUGGGCAGACCCAGGCCCAGGAAGGCCUGCAGGAAGGGACAGAGGCUCAGGGAGCCAGGCUGGGCCCAGGCAUUGAGGAUGGGGGCUCCAGAGACUCUGGGGGAGGGCCGAAACCUAAGGUUGAGGGGAGGAGCACCGGGAUUGGGGGGGUGGACCCUGAGCAAGAGUCAGGAGGCAGAGAGGUGAACGCUAAGAGGUCAGACGUCAGAGCUGGGGAGGCCGAAGGGAGUUUAGAAGGGAGUCAAGUGGCUGCUGAGGAGAUGUCAAAGCUGAGACUUGUGGACACUAAGGGACCAGAAGCUACAGGGGUGAUGUCCGAGGCAAGAUUCAAGGGGACUCCCGAGGCUCCUCCAAGGGGCUCUCAGGGGAGGACAGGGGCCAGGAUCAGGGAUGAGGCUCCCCCCAUCCUGAGCCGACCCCCAGCAGAACCUGCAGGGCACGCUGGGCAUCUCGGUGACGUCAGUGGGGCCAGGGGUGCUGCAGGCCAGGAGAGAGAGAGUGCAGAGGUGAGAGGCAGAGCCCCUGGUGUUGGGGGGACAGGCCUGGAGCGGGGUCCCUCUGUUGGAGCGGCAAGCGCCGGGCCCCAGGUGAGCGGGUAUCAGGGAGCCCCACCAGCAGCUGGCCAGGGGGUGAUGUCUAGGGAUCUGGGGGUCUCGGAGGCAGAGACUCGGGAUUCGAGGGUCCUGGGAACAGAGACCGCGGUGGCUGAGUCAGAGGUACUGGGGACCUGGGAGACCGAAGUGGGUGGAUCAGGGUUCCCGGAGAUAGAGACAGGGACAGCAGAAGCUGAGGCGCUGGGGGCCCAGGAGACAGAGAUUGUGAGAUCGGGGGUCCUGGAGUCAGAGGCAGCUGGCACGGCAGAGUCGGAGGACCUGGGAGCCCAGAAAACAGAGGCUGAGGGUUCAGGGUUUCUGGGGACAAACACUAGGACGGCAGAGGCUGAGAUAUUGGGGACCCAGGAGGUAGCUGCUGGUUCAGGCGUACUGAGGCCAGAAGCUGCGAUAGCAGAAUGUGAAAUACUGGGGGCCCAGGAGCCAGAGGCGGGGGGGCCCAGGAUGCUGGAGAUAGAGGCUAGAACAGCAGAGGCUGAGAUACUGGGAACCCAAGAGGCCAAGGUGGGGGGUUCAGGGUUAGAAUCCGAGACAGCAGGGACCCAGGAAACAGAGGUAGGGGGCUCAGGGGUCCCAGGGUUCGAGACUGAGACCGCAGCAGCUGAGAUACUGGGGACUCAGCAGAUAGUAGCUGGGGGUUCAGGGGUUCCUAGGAUAGAAAAUGAGAUACGAGCUCAGGAGACAGAGGUGGGGGAUUCAAGGGUUUUAGGGCCAGGAGCUGGAAUGGCAGAGGCUGAGGGACUGGGGAUUCAACAGACAGAAACGAUAGUUUUAGAGGCUGAGAAGGAAAAGGCUAAGACUUUGGGGGUCCGAGAGGCAGAGACUGGGCUCUGGGAGACUCUCCAAUAUGAAGCUUUACAGGAAUCCGUCACUAAGUGUGGAGUUUUAGGGCCCCAGGGAGCAGAGGCAGAGACCAUGGUUUUGAGGGCCCAGGAGGUAGAAGCUGAGGUUUUGGGAGUUUCAGAGGCCAAGUCUGCGGCUUGGGGGCCCCAGGAAGCAGAGGUGGAGAUUUUAGGGCCUCUAGAAAACAAAUCUGGUAUUUUUGAGGCCCAGGAAGCACAGGCUGGGGUCUCAGGGGCUGAGAAGGGACAAGAAGCUGAGGGAAACCUCCCAGAGGCCAGCCUGAUUGAGGUGCAGGUGGCCAGUGGGGCAGGGGCUGGGGUGCCCAAGCGCUCGGGGGCCUCUUCCCCAGAGGAGCCUGAAGAGAACGGGAGGCUGCCGGGCAGCCAGGCACCACGUGCUCUGGUCAGCUCCAGUCAAUCCCUGCUGGAGUGGUGCCAGGAAGUGACCGCUGGCUACCGUGGUGUCCGAGUCACCAACUUCACUACAUCCUGGCGCAACGGCUUGGCCUUCUGUGCCAUCCUGCACCGAUUCUACCCAGACAAGAUCGACUAUGCCUCCCUGGACCCACUCAACAUCAAACAGAACAACAAGCAGGCCUUCGAUGGCUUCGCGGCUCUGGGCGUGUCGCGGCUGCUGGAGCCGGCGGACAUGGUGCUGCUGUCGGUGCCCGACAAGCUCAUCGUCAUGACGUACCUGUGCCAGAUCCGCGCCUUCUGCACCGGCCAGGAGCUGCAGCUGGUGCAGCUGGAGGGCGGCGGCGGCGCUGGCACGUAUCGCGUGGCCAGCGCCCAGCCGAGCCCGCCCGACGGCCUGGACGCGGGGGGCCUGGCGCAGCGGCUGCGCGAGCACCGGGCCGAGGCGCCGGAGGAGCCCAAGGGGCCCAAGGGGCUCAAGGAGCCCGAGAACCGCGCGGACGGGGCGGCGCGCGAGGCGGCCUCCAAGGACCGCGGAGCGGAGGCCGUCCAGGAGGCGCGCUCCGCGGAAGCCCCUGCAGACGGGGCCGGAGCCCGGGCGUCCGCGCCCCCGGCCGAAGGGCUGGUGAACGGGGCGGGGGCGCCGGGCGCUGGGGGCGGCGUGAGGCUGCGGCGGCCGUCGGUCAACGGGGAGGCGGGGCCGGUGCCCCCGCCCCGCGCGCACGGCUCCUUCUCCCACGUGCGCGACGCCGACCUGCUGAAGAAGAGGCGCUCGCGGCUGCGCAGCAGCAACUCCUUCUCGGUGGACGAGCCGGACGCGGGAGCCGCCGGAGCCGCGGCCGCGGAAGGCCUGGGCCCUGACCCCAGCCCUGCCCCUGGCCCACCUACAGCCACAACCCCGCAGCAGCCCCCUGGUGGGAGUCCCCCACCGGAGGAGCCACCCCCAAGUCCAGGGGAAGAGGCUGGGCUGCAACGGUUCCAGGACACAAGUCAGUACGUGUGCGCAGAGCUGCAGGCCCUGGAACAGGAGCAGAGACAGAUAGACGGGCGGGCAGCUGAGGUGGAGACACAGCUGAGGAGCCUCAUGGAGUCAGGUGCCAACAGGUUGCAGGAGGAGGUGCUGAUCCAGGAGUGGUUCACGUUGGUCAACAAGAAGAACGCGCUCAUCCGUAGGCAGGACCAGCUGCAGCUGCUCAUCGAGGAGCAGGACCUGGAGCGGAGGUUCGAGCUGCUGAGCCGGGAGCUGCGGGCCAUGCUAGCCAUCGAAGACUGGCUGAAAACGGCCGCGCAGCAGCACCGAGAGCAGCUUCUGCUGGAGGAGCUGGUGUCGCUUGUGAACCAGCGGGAUGAGCUGGUCCGGGACCUGGACCACAAGGAGCGGAUCGCCCUGGAGGAGGACGAGCGGCUGGAGCGGGGCCUGGAGCAGCGGCGCCGCAAGCUGAGCCGCCAGCUGAGCCGGCGCGAGCGCUGUUCGCUGAGCUGAGGCCUGGCCCACUCGGACCGCAGGCUUUCUCGCCACUGCGCCCGGGUCGCCGCCCCAGACUGGCGCUCUGAAGGACCGGGCCACACCGACGCGAUGCAACGCAAUGCAACGUGCCAGCCGCAGGGGCUGCAGUUGCCCCCGUGUGUUUGGGGGAAGCGGGGCGGCCCCUGGGGGCCAGACAGGAGCGGCUGGACGGCCGUGCCGUCAAGGCCGUAUUUAUUUGUCUGUGUGAGUGUGUGUGUGUGUGUUCGCGGGGCCUGGGGGUCCCAGGAGCGCCCCGCAGAGCCCUCCCGGAUGGCAGGGCCCCAGCCGGCCAGCGGCGGGGGGGGGGGGGGGGGGGCACAGAGAUGGCGGGUGAACCGCUGUGCCCCGCCCCACCCUCCCUUUCCUGAUCUUCAUGAGCAAUAAAGUUGGA
Molecule: messenger RNA, 5041 nt
Organism: Hyaena hyaena (striped hyena)
Lineage: Eukaryota; Metazoa; Chordata; Mammalia; Carnivora; Hyaenidae
Gene: EHBP1L1
Product: EH domain binding protein 1 like 1
Exons: 19
Coding region: 265-4626 (1453 amino acids)
Molecular function (GO): protein binding
Source: RefSeq, a predicted model, not a curated record